AUUUUUCUUACUUUUUCGUAGUCGCCAUCAGCUCCAGACCAAACCCCAUCCUAAAAAUCCUCCAAAUCUCGCCCAUGUCGCCGCCGACGAUGACGACCGCCGCCGCCGCCACCGCCACCGCCAUGGCCGCCGGCGUUCUCCCCCGACCGCGCCCGCACUUCCUCCGCCGCGGCAUCCUCCCCUCGCCGGCCUCCCCGCUCCCCUUCGCUUCCCGGGUCUCCUCCGCUGCGCCCCUCCGCCACCGCCUCCCGCCGCCGCGCUUCUCCCUCUCCCCGAUCCCCAAGACCCUCUCCUCGCCGUCGCACGUCCCCGUCCGCUCCCUCUUCACCGGCAUCGUCGAGGACGUCGGCACCGUCCGCCGCAUCGGCCCGCCGCCCGCGCCGCCCUCCGGCGGCGGCGGCGAGGCCCCCGGCGUUGACCUCGAGGUGGAGACGAGCACCCUCCUCGCCGGGACGCAGCUCGGGGACAGCGUGGCCGUCGACGGGGCCUGCCUCACCGUCGCGGCCAUCGACGCGGCGGCGUCGACGCUCACCUUCGGCGUCGCGCCGGAGACACUCCGCCGGACGUCCCUCGGCGGCCGGUCCGCCGGCGACGCCGUGAACCUGGAGCGCGCGCUCACGCCGGCGUCGCGCAUGGGGGGCCACUUCGUGCAGGGCCACGUGGACGGGACGGGGGAGAUCGCCGCGUUCCGGGCCGAGGGGGACUCGCUCUGGGUCACCGUGCGCGCGCCGCCGGAGAUCCUGCGGCUGCUGGUGUCCAAGGGCUUCGUCGCCGUCGACGGCGCGAGCCUCACCGUGGUGAACGUCGACGAGGAAGGCGGGUGGUUCGACUUCAUGCUGGUGAGGUACACCCAGGACAACAUCGUGCUGCCGAACAAGAAGGUUGGGGACAAGGUGAACCUCGAGGCCGACAUACUCGGCAAGUACGUCGAGAAGCUCCUCGCCGGGAGAUUGGAGGCGAUGUCGAAGGUGUGAAUUUGCCAUUUGUUGAGCUGGAAGAAGCACUGCUCUUCAUUCCUUUUCGGCAGGAAAGAGAAGGGAAUGAAAGCGGAUCCUGAUCCACUGCUUCCUUUGCGGAAUCGUUCUGGAGCCAGGAGCAAGGAAGAUAAAAAGAGAGGCUCUUUUCAGACUUGCAUAGCUCCAUUGCAUCGACGAAAAAUUAUACCAACAGUGUUCUUGUAAUAACGCAGCUUGUAAGUUGUAAGCUUGCCUUUCCAUUGCCUCUGUUGAACGAAGCGGAGACAGUUGAAGAGUUCCAUAUGAUAAUUCAGAGUUAUAAAGUUUUUGACAUUGUGUAAAUUUGGUGUUGCUUCUGCUGCUGCUCGUGUAAUUCUGGUGGCUGCUUAGCUUGUUGCUGAAGGCUGUGUUUAGUUGAGGGGAAAGUUUGGAUUUUGGUUGAAAUUAAAGAUGAUGUGACUGAAAA
Molecule: messenger RNA, 1422 nt
Organism: Oryza sativa Japonica Group (Japanese rice)
Lineage: Eukaryota; Viridiplantae; Streptophyta; Magnoliopsida; Poales; Poaceae
Product: riboflavin synthase
Biological process (GO): riboflavin biosynthetic process
Molecular function (GO): riboflavin synthase activity
Source: RefSeq, a predicted model, not a curated record